Molecule: messenger RNA, 321 nt
Organism: Pieris macdunnoughi
Lineage: Eukaryota; Metazoa; Arthropoda; Insecta; Lepidoptera; Pieridae
Source: the annotation of a GenBank genome assembly
AUGAUCCGUUUAUUCAGAUACGAAACCUACAAAGCGACAUUGAAGAAGAUCCCCGCGACUCGGCUGUCACGACUGACGGAGGCGCUCGCCAACUAUGACCCUGUCCUCAAUGAGUACUUCUUUGAUCGGCACCCGGGUGUCUUCGCGCAGGUGCUCAACUAUUACAGAACCGGUAAACUGCACUACCCAACAAAUGUCUGUGGGCCUCUUUUCGAAGAAGAGCUGGAGUUCUGGGGUCUGGACUCCAACCAGGUGGAACCGUGCUGCUGGUCUACCUACAGUAUACAUAGAGAUACACAGGUAAUUAUGGUAGUGACUUAG